Messenger RNA from Leptidea sinapis, 1804 nucleotides. RefSeq names its product carotenoid isomerooxygenase (gene ninaB). The record is from RefSeq and is a predicted model, not a curated record. Bases 189 to 1712 code for a protein of 507 amino acids. NCBI's taxonomy places the organism in Eukaryota, Metazoa, Arthropoda, Insecta, Lepidoptera, Pieridae. The transcript is spliced from 14 exons. Gene Ontology annotation, molecular function: carotenoid dioxygenase activity; beta-carotene 15,15'-dioxygenase activity. Gene Ontology annotation, biological process: retinal metabolic process; carotene catabolic process.
UCAGUUUGUCAAUUAGAUACUAGUGUUUUCCCGCUCACAAACGAGCUCCGCCUCAUUUAGCGUCCUCGAAGGUUAGACAGGGUUGGACAGCCCCUACACCCUCAUUGUUGCCUCAGAAACGUGAUGGACUUCAGUCUGUGUGCAUUGUAUGUAAUUAAGUGAUAGAAGAGUAAGUGAACAUAUCAGCAAUGGCAGGGCCUAAAGUGAAAUUGUACCCUGCUUGCGACUCUAACGUCUGGUUACGUUCUUGCCAGGAGGAAAUUGUGCAACCCAUCACUGGACACGUUACAGGUGACAUUCCUCGUUGGCUCCGAGGCACUCUGCUCCGAAACGGACCUGGAUCUCUUAAUGUAGGCUCGAUGCGUUUUGAGCAUUUAUUCGACAGCUCUGCGCUAUUACACAGAUUUGCAAUAGCUGAUGGUCAAGUAACGUAUAACUGUCGGUUUCUGAGUUCCAAUACGUUCAAGAAGAAUCGUGCAGCUAACCGUAUUGUUGUCACAGAGUUUGGGACUAAAGCAGUGCCUGAUCCAUGCCAUACAAUAUUUGACAGGAUGGCAGCAUUGUUCAACCCUGGAGAGUCAAUGUCUGAUAACGCGAUGAUAUCGGUAUACCCUUUUGGGGAUGAAAUAUAUGCUUUUACUGAAGGACCCGUAGUUCACAGAAUAGAUCACAUCACAUUGGAGACUAUGGAGAGGAAGGAUCUCUACAAAAGCAUAGCUCUGGUCAACCACACCUCACAUCCACACGUGAUGCCAAAUGGUGAUGUUUACAACUUGGGAAUGUCUGUAGUGAAGGGACGACUGCGUCACGUUUUAGUAAAGUUUCCUUUUCUGGAGAAAGGUGAUAUGUUCGCGGCGGCAGAGAUUGUUGGUUCCAUGAAACCACGAUGGUGUCUGUACCCGUCUUACAUGCAUACAUUUGGUAUAACAGAUAAUUACUUCGUAAUAGUAGAACAACCAAUGACAAUAUCACUUAAUAAAAUGGUUCGGAACCAACUGAGGAACAAGCCGCUGGUGUCAAGUUUGAAAUGGUUUGACGAUUGUGAGACACACAUAGUGCUGGUAUGCCGCAACACGGGUAAGGAAGUCAAACGGUAUAUGACUGAAACGCUAUUCUACUUACACAUAAUCAACUGUUUUGAACACAAAGGAAAAUUAUUUGUUGAUCUUUGUGCAUAUAAGGAUGCGAAGACUUUGGAUGCCAUGUUUGUUGAGGCUAUUGAGAACAUGCAAUACAACGCCGACUACGCGGAGUGGUUUCGUGGAAGACCAAAGAGAUUGGAGAUGGAUUUAUCCUCAAAUCUAUCCAAAGUAGAGCCUAAAGUCUUGGUUGACAUUGGUUGUGAAACGCCAAGGAUUCAUUACGAUUUGCACAAUGGUAAAUUUUAUAGAUAUUUUUAUGCGAUCAGUUCAGAUGUUGAUACUGAGCAUCCAGGGUCGUUAAUAAAAGUGAAUACAAUCACUGGAGAAGCAAUUACUUGGUGGGAAACACAUUGUUAUCCUAGUGAGCCUAUAUUCAUUCCUCGUCCCAACGCUAAGCAAGAAGAUGAUGGUGUACUAGUCAGCGCUCUAGUGUUCAGCGAGGAAGAACGCCAGGUGGCUCUUCUAGUCCUGGAUGCGAAAAACAUGACGGAGAUAGCACGAGCUACCUUCAUCACUCCGUCGCCAGCGCCAAAGUGUCUACAUGGAUGGUUUCUACCUGACAAGAGAUAGAAAAAUUAUUAUAAAUAUUAAGUACCCAGUAUACAGAAAUCUUAAAAUUUUCUAUGUCUACAUAGACGUAUUAAUUUAAUAACGUAAUAAAU